Molecule: messenger RNA, 2280 nt
Organism: Thelazia callipaeda (thelaziosis nematode)
Lineage: Eukaryota; Metazoa; Nematoda; Chromadorea; Rhabditida; Thelaziidae
Source: the annotation of a GenBank genome assembly
AUGAAUUUGGUUGGACAGUUGACUUUAAUUUUAGAUAUGAAUUUGGUUGGACAAUUGACAACAGGCAUUGAUCAUAAAAUGCCUCUACAGUUCGCUUUGUGCAAUAUUCUGCUGCUUACUUUGGCAGGAAUAUGUUUGGCAGGGCUUUAUGCGAUAUACCAAAUGUUAUAUAUGUUUAUAACACCUUUAAUGUGGGCUACACUCGUAGGAACGAUAAUUUUUCCUGUAAAAAAACACAUCAAGAGUUCUAUCAGCGGAUGGAUGUCAAGAACAGAUGAGGAAGAAAUACCGUUUCUUUUAUCUGUUGCUUUCAUGCCAUAUCAUGCUGUUACUAGCUUCACUGAUACGUUUAUUACAUAUAUGACAAGGCGUGAAGGAGUUGUGGUACUGGCAGUCUAUUUGAUUUUAAAAGUGUUAAGACGUGUCACUUUAAUCAGUUUGGUACAUUUGAUUGGUGAUCUUUAUUCAAAUAUCGAUCACUUUAUUCAGUUAUGCAGCAAAAACUGGGUGCUGGUUUUGAUGUCUUUAUAUUUUGCUGCAUUUUGUGGUUGGCUUUGUGUACAAGAUGCACGUUUCAUCCACAAAAAAUUAGCACGUUUGAUAUCUGCUCCUCUGUGGUUGUAUGGUUUAGCAAAAAUAUCCUCUUUCUUCGGUCCUUUUGCUGUCAUCAUUAUGACCGUUGCUUCAGUGGUGCUCGCUACUAUAGCAGUAGGGAUAUUGACUACAGAAGAAAUCACAGUAGAUGAUGCAAAAAAAACUGGUGAAGUUCCUUCCAAGAUCACCGAAGAGUCGAAUGAUGAAAAUGUUGGGAGUGAGAAAUUGACAGGCAAUUUUUAUUUGCAGGGUAUUAUGCUUUUAUGUCUACUAGAAUUUGCUGUACUACACGAUUUUGUGAUUUGUGUCGCAUUCAUUAUGGCUUUCUUCACAAUGUUAAGAAAGAUUGCAUUUCGUAACCAGAAUAUGUUUUCAGGUUUCAUUGUUUCCACGCAGACAGGUCUUAAAGGAAGAAUUAACGACGUUCUCAAAAUAUUUUAUCAGAAAAUAAAGCAAUUAAUGUAUGUUACUGUAUCUGGACCGGUCAGAAAUUUCUUCAGAUUCUUCUUUUCAAAAGAUUACAUGAUAAAGAAUUUCUUAAGACGAGCUCUGGAUGAUAUUUCAACCGUGCUGGUUAUGCUAUUACUAGUUUUUAUAUCUCUUUUUAUUGCUUUUAUUACUCUUUUCGAAGUUCAUAGCGAAGGAGUUCAUUUGAUCCGUCUCGGUGCUAAUCUGAUGUUGCAACAGCCUGAAUGGAUUAUGGAUUACGCAAAAACUUAUACUGGAAAUGAAUUGGAGGAAAACGAUAUUAAUAAUUAUGUUGAACAAGGUUAUCUCAAAGGGCGAGAAUGGAUGGUCACUAACAUACGUUCAAUCAUUCCAACAAAAGAUCCCGUUAGAGGAGAACUUCUUCAAAUCGAAUUAAUUGAGUUACUGGAUAAGCUGUAUAAAGUAUGGGAAACCCGUAAUGAGGGAAAUAUAUUGCCUUCGGGCAACAGUACUGUCGAGAAAGGUUGGAUGGAUCACGUAAAAGUUUUUACAAGCUUAGAUACACUCAAAGAGGAAGUUAUUGAAUUGAUUAAAGCAAACAUCGAUAUGAUAAUGAGCAUUGCACAAUCAAUCUGGUCCUUCACUUCCGCAAAUAUAUCCACUUUGGGAACAGUUAUGUUUGCUGUCAUUGCAAUUGUGAUAGAUUUUGGCCUUGAAAUCUUCAAUUUCUUUUUGGAAACUAUUGUUUUCCUGACAGCCUUGUAUUACUUAUUAGCUAGUAGUCAUGAUAUUUGGCUGCCAAUGAAAUGGCUGAAUGAUGUACUGCCUUUAUCUCAUGGUAAAUCUGGAUCUGUUGUAUAUAAUACUGGAGAUAUCAUUACAGCUAUCGAACAUGCGAUAAGGUCACUUUUUUAUUUAUUCAGUGAAGAGUCAGUAAUGUUGGCAGCAAUUUUCGCAGCAGUCCCCAUUGUAUCACCUUAUUUUGUCUUUAUUUUUGGUUUCCUGGAAUUAUAUUUCAUGAAGCAUGAAACUGCUGUUGCUAUUUUGUUUGUUAUGGCGGGAUUUGCACCAAAAGUUUUUGCCGAAACAGCUUUUUAUAACGAGUUGAGUGGAAGCCAUCCGUAUGUCACUGGCUUAGCAAUUAUUGGUGGCAUGUACUGGCUUGGAUUACAAGGUGCAAUUAUUGGUCCAAUUCUACUUUGUUCCAUGAUUGUUCUAUUGGAUCUGUGUAAAAAUUUUGCGCAGUCUUAUCAAUAA